Molecule: messenger RNA, 1621 nt
Organism: Magallana angulata
Lineage: Eukaryota; Metazoa; Mollusca; Bivalvia; Ostreida; Ostreidae
Exons: 6
Coding region: 634-1296 (220 amino acids)
Source: RefSeq, a predicted model, not a curated record
UCUUAAGAGGCAGUCUACGAUAGAACCAUGCAAAAUCAAAAUUUUAUAAUGAAGGGUGAAGAUUAAUUUUCAUAGUUCAUCUGGAUAUAUCUAAAGUAUAUUGUCUAUUUUAUCAAAUUUUCAUGGUUAAAUUUAUCUGCACCACCGAAAUCCCCCAGAUAAGACCAUUUCUAUUUUUAGCUCAUUAUUCAUGAUAAAUUUCAUGCAUGAAUAAGGCUAAUUUCAGAUAGUCAUUUAAGUAUUAAAUAGAGUUUAAUCAUACCUAGAGUCAGAUUCACAUAACAUCUGAUACAAAUACCUUUGAUUUGGUGCGCAAAUAUUUGUUAAUUCACUCUUUGAUUUUAAGCUAGAUGAUCAAAUAUUAUAAUAAGAUAGGUAAUGUCCAAAAUCCACAACUUCUCAUAGCAGGAUAUAAAACCCCAAGAAACGUUUUAAAUUUAGAACUUCUUGGUUAAAAGUAUAGAAUUAUCCAUAAAGAAAUAUACCUGAAUGGGAAUUUGGUUGCAAAUAAAUAUUAAGCUUAUUUUCCGGUGUUUAAAUUCCGAAUUUCUAGAGAUUAAAUUAUCUCCCUUUGUGGAACUCUCGUGUAAAGAAGAUAAAGAAGAAUGAUUGGAGAAAGCAGAUGUCAACAAGAUGGAUGGUUUGAAAUGUAGUUUUGGUGAACAUUGUAAAGAGAAAGCAGAUUAUAUACUUCAAGACUGUAAGAAAGAGACUUCAGCACACUUGAGAUUUUUUAAAUGUACCUCUGAGUCAGAUUUUGCACACAUACCAGAACCAUUGUUAAUUCUUAACCGUGCUGGUGUGCAUGGGCUGAGGCUGUCAAAGUUCAGCGGACGUAUAUGUGCUAAACACAGGCAAGAAUUUGGGAUUCAAUGGAAAAGAAAAAGGAGAACAUGCUGUCAUCCACUACAUGACAAAUCUCAAUCUGGCACAGUCGCGAGGGGUAUUACAUUCAUUCAAAGCCGAGAGAUAUGGAUGAAGCUGAGCACACAUGUUCCCACUGGUUCUGGUGUUUGCAGAAGAUGUAUCGAGAAGCAUAAACACUGUUUCAAGAAUAAUGCAGAUAUGAAGGAGGAGUUGAAAGAAAUAUGCUGUUUAUUAGAGAGAACUACAGAUUCUGAAGCAAUGGAUGCUGAUGGAUCUUUUUCUCACCCAAGAGAGGACCAAGAGAAUGAAAGGCAACUGUUUGUGCCUGAAGACAGUAUGGAAAUAUCAGACACGGAUAGAAGAAUUGAUGCUCCAGAAAUUACCAAAAGCGAUAGUGCACCAUGCUCUCAGACAACAGAUUCGGGAUGAAAAAUAACAAAUAAGAAAUACAGCACCUAGUCAUUCACUGUUAACUUACACUGUUAAAAAAAAAGAAAGAAAAACAUGCAAUGUUAUUAUGGUAUUCUUUAAGUCAUGAAAAAAACAAAAAUCAAAAACAAAACAUAAAAAACCCUUUUUUGAAUUUACGAACUUGCGCAAGAUUGUGUACUUUAAAUUCUACAAAUUAAAUGAUGAUUCAAAUGACUUUUCUGAUGAAAAAUGUAAGUUUCCUUCCACCAUUAUAUCACACCCUCUUUCCUCAUUUUCAUAUCCCAGUGUACUUUUUAACAUUGCUGUAUAUUACUUAUAUUUA